Messenger RNA from Trichomonas vaginalis G3, 763 nucleotides. Its product is annotated as WD repeat-containing protein 11 family. NCBI's taxonomy places the organism in Eukaryota, Parabasalia, Trichomonadida, Trichomonadidae. The transcript has a single exon. The record is from RefSeq and is a predicted model, not a curated record. The annotation marks the transcript as partial. Gene Ontology annotation, molecular function: protein binding.
AUGUUUGCCAUAAAAGAUGAUAUACCUUACGUCAUCGCGCAGUCUCAAAUUAUACCACAGAUACCAACCUGUUACGAUUUCUACGACGGAAUCCUUGCUUUCGGCACUCCAACCGGAAAGAUAAUUUUCGCAGACGUUUCAGAAGGGAAAUACACACAGAACUACCUUGCAUCCAGCACAUCCAUUGAAAAGAUCAAGUUCCUUACCAAAGAUGUCCUUCUGUGGUACUCAAAAACCGAGUGUGGAUCAAUAAAUCUUCCCAAGCGCCAAGUUAUUCCAAUCCACACUCGCCUUGGCCCUGCCACAGACCUAAUAUGUUCAGAGGAGCUCGGCGUUUUCGUCCACGGCAAAUACGACCUUGGUAUUUUUUAUGAUGUCAAACAAAAGCCGAUGACUCUUCAAACAUCCAUCACCGCUGUUGCAGUCCAAGUAUCCAGAAUACCAGCAACAUGUUUCCAAGGCGAUACUCCCAAUUUCGCCGUAUUAUUAUCUACCGGAGAAAUCCAAGUCUACACAUACAAGAACGGCAUAGCACAGAUGCCUGUUCUGAGGCUGCGUAACUCACGGGAGAACUCCAGGACAACUUGUCUUGCUUGGAAAGGCGAUUGCAUCAUAACUGCUGACACAGACGGCGUAAUUAUGUUUUACGACUUUGCUUUCGGUACAUCGAAGCAAACAUACUCUCCUUUCAUCGACAUAGACAGGAUAGAGUUCGAGAGAUCAUCCAGCGGAUUGUACGUACACGCGAGAGACGGAAAAUUUG